AAAAUGGCAGUGGAAGAAGGAGAGGGCUUCGUGGACCAAGUAAGCGUGUGCAGAUGCUUCAUAAGCUUGGCUUUUAAGGUUUAUUUCUCUGUACUUGUGUGGCGUCUGACACCAACGCAAGCUACCUACGAGCAGCCCGAGCAGGCAACUUAGAAAAAGCUCUUGAUUACUUAAAGAAUGGAGUGGACAUCAACAUUUGUAAUCAGAACGGGCUGAACGCGCUCCAUCUCGCCUCCAAAGAAGGCCAUGUAGAAGUGGUGUCUGAGCUGAUCCAGAGAGGCGCUAAUGUGGACGCAGCAACCAAGAAAGGAAAUACAGCUUUGCACAUUGCAUCCUUGGCUGGGCAGACCGAGGUGGUGAAGGUGCUGGUUACGAAUGGUGCCAACGUCAAUGCACAGUCACAGAAUGGCUUCACGCCGCUGUACAUGGCAGCCCAAGAAAGCCACUUGGAAGUGGUUAAGUUUCUUCUUGAUAAUGGAGCUAGUCAGAGCCUCGCCACUGAGGAUGGCUUCACCCCGUUGGCUGUGGCUCUCCAGCAGGGUCACGACCAGGUGGUCUCCUUGUUGCUCGAAAAUGACACCAAGGGCAAAGUCCGGCUCCCUGCACUCCACAUCGCUGCGCGCAAGGAUGACACCAAGGCGGCUGCUUUGCUACUGCAGAACGACCACAAUGCCGAUGUGGAGUCCAAGAGUGGCUUUACUCCUCUACACAUAGCUGCUCACUACGGGAACAUCAAUGUAGCUACACUGCUGUUAAACCGUGGGGCGGCCGUGGACUUUACUGCCAGGGACGGCCUGACCCCUCUGCAUUGUGGAGCCCGAAGCGGCCACGAACAAGUCGUACGGAUGCUGCUCGACCGUGGAGCCCCUCUUCUUUCCAAAACAAAGAAUGGCUUGUCUCCGUUGCACAUGGCGACCCAAGGGGACCAUCUCAACUGCGUUCAGCUCCUGAUUGAGCACCACGUACCCGUGGACGAUGUGACCAACGACUAUCUGACAGCGCUUCAUGUGGCCGCUCACUGUGGCCAUUACAAGGUUGCCAAGGUUUUGUUGGACAAGAAGGCGAAUCCUAAUGCCAAAGCACUGAACGGUUUCACGCCUCUCCACAUUGCCUGCAAAAAGAACAGAAUUAAAGUGAUGGACCUUCUGCUGAAACACGGAGCCUCGAUUCAAGCUGUCACAGAGUCGGGUUUGACUCCAAUCCAUGUUGCUGCCUUCAUGGGGCAUGUAAAUAUUGUUUCACACCUGAUGCACCACGGAGCUUCUCCCAACACAACCAAUGUGAGGGGAGAGACAGCCCUGCACAUGGCUGCCAGAGCUGGCCAGUCAGAGGUGGUUCGGUCCUUGGUUCAAAAUGGAGCUGAGGUGGAAGCUAAAGCCAAGGAUGACCAAACGCCACUGCACAUUUCUGCGCGUCUGGGCAAAGCCGAUAUAGUCCAGCAGCUGUUACAGCAAGGAGCCUCAGCAAAUGCUGCUACAACGUCCGGGUACACCCCGUUGCACCUUUCAGCACGAGAAGGGCAUGAAGAUGUGGCAUCCGUCCUUUUGGACCACGGGGCAUCCUUGAGUAUCAUUACCAAGAAAGGAUUUACCCCUCUACACGUGGCAGCAAAAUACGGCAAAAUAGAAGUUGCCAACCUCCUACUUCAGAAAAACGCCUCUCCAGAUGCGGCUGGAAAGAGUGGUUUAACUCCAUUGCAUGUUGCGGCACAUUACGAUAAUCAGAAAGUGGCACUUCUCCUUUUGGACCAAGGAGCCUCUCCUCACGCCUCUGCCAAGAAUGGUUACACUCCGCUGCACAUCGCUGCCAAGAAGAACCAGAUGGACAUAGCAACCACGUUGCUGGAAUACGGCGCUGAUGCGAAUGCCGUGACCAGACAAGGCAUUGCUCCUGUGCAUCUGGCUUCCCAAGAGGGUCACAUGGACAUGGUCUCCUUGCUCCUCACCAGAAACGCCAACGUGAAUCUCAGCAACAAGAGUGGCCUGACUCCAUUGCACUUGGCAGCCCAAGAGGACAGAAUCAACGUUGCAGAGGUGCUGGUCAACCAAGGAGCUGUGGUGGAUGCACCCACUAAGAUGGGCUACACUCCAUUACACGUUGGGUGCCACUACGGAAACAUAAAGAUAGUCAAUUUCCUUCUGCAGCAAUUUGCAAAAGUGAACGCCAAAACCAGGAAUGGCUACACCCCCCUGCACCAGGCAGCUCAACAAGGACACACCCACAUCAUCAACGUCCUGCUGCAGAACGGUGCAUCCCCCAAUGAGCUCACUGUGAAUGGGAACACUGCCCUGGCCAUUGCCAAACGACUGGGAUACAUUUCUGUUGUCGACACGCUGAAAAUAGUGACGGAAGAGACAAUGACGACAAUUACUGUCACAGAAAAACAUAAAAUGAAUGUCCCGGAAACCAUGAACGAAGUUUUGGACAUGUCUGAUGAUGAAGCAUGUAAAGCGAAUGCCCCUGAAAUUCUCAGUGACGGUGAAUAUAUGUCAGACGCCGAAGAAGGUGAAGAUGCAAUGACAGGCGACACGGACAAGUACCUUGGGCCCCAGGAUCUCAAAGAAUUAGGGGACGACUCUCUGCCUGCCGAAGGCUACAUGGGCUUCAGUCUGGGAGCCCGAUCUGCCAGUCCUAAGGUCAGCCUCCGCUCCUUCAGUUCGGAUAGGUCCUACACCUUGAACAGAAGCUCUUUCACCCGGGACAGUGUAAUGAUUGAAGAACUUCUGGUGCCACCAAAGGACACGCCCCUGACGUUUCCUAGAGAAGUGGACUCUGAUUCCCUCCGGCACUACAGCUGGGCUGCGGAGACCCUGGACAAUGUUAACCUUGUGUCUAGCCCCAUUCACUCGGGCUAUUCCUCUCCGCUCCCACAGUAUGAUUCAAGUUUCCUGGUCAGCUUUAUGGUGGACGCCCGGGGAGGCUCCAUGCGCGGCAGCCGCCACCACGGCAUGAGGAUCAUCAUCCCGCCACGCAAGUGCACGGCUCCCACCCGCAUCACGUGCCGCUUGGUGAAGAGAGCCAAGCUGGCCAGCCCGCCACCCAUGGUUGAAGGAGAAGGCUUAGCCAGCCGGCUGAUUGAGAUGGGGCCUUCCGGGGCACAGUUCCUAGGCCCGGUUGUGGUGGAGAUCCCCCAUUUUGGAUCGAUGCGGGGAAAAGAACGAGAGCUGAUCGUGCUGCGGAGCGAAAACGGGGAGACCUGGAAAGAGCACCAGUAUGACAGCAAGCACGAGAACCUCACGGACAUCCUGAACGGCAUGAAUGAAGAGAUGGACAGCGUGGAAGAGCUGGAGAAGAAACGGAUCUGCAGGAUCGUCACCAAGGACUUCCCUCAGUAUUUUGCGGUGGUCUCGCGAAUUAAGCAAGAGAGCAACCAGAUCGGGCCAGAAGGAGGCAUCCUAAGCAGCACCACUCUGCCUCGGGUCCAAGCUGCUUUCCCUGAAGGCGCCUUGACAAAAAGAAUCCGUGUGGGCCUCCAGGCUCAACCAGUACAGGACGAAAUGGUUAAGAAGAUCCUUGGCAACAAAGCCACCUUCAGCCCCAUUGUCACCGUGGAGCCCAGAAGGAGGAAAUUCCAUAAGCCCAUCACCAUGACGAUUCCGGUGCCACCCCCCUCAGGGGAAGGAGUGACCAACGGGUACAAAGGCGACACCAUACCCAGCCUUCGACUGCUGUGUAGCAUCACAGGAGGCACUUCACCAGCGCAAUGGGAGGACAUCACGGGGACCACCCCCCUUACUUUUGUGAACGAUUGUGUCUCCUUUACAACCAACGUUUCAGCCAGAUUUUGGCUAGCAGAUUGCCAUCAAGUUCUUGAAACGGUUGGGUUGGCCACACAGCUAUAUAGGGAAUUGAUAUGUGUCCCUUACAUGGCCAAGUUCGUCAUUUUUGCCAAAACAAACGAUGCGGUGGAAUCCAAUUUGCGCUGCUUCUGUAUGACAGAUGACAAAGUUGACAAAACGCUGGAGCAGCAGGAGAAUUUUGAAGAAGUUGCAAGAAGCAAAGAUAUUGAGGUUUUGGAAGGAAAACCCAUUUAUGUGGAUUGUUAUGGAAAUCUAGCUCCUUUAACCAAAGGAGGACAACAGCUUGUAUUUAAUUUUUAUGCUUUCAAGGAAAAUAGACUGCCAUUUUCUAUCAAGAUCAGAGACACCAGCCAAGAGCCUUGUGGCCGCUUAUCCUUUCUCAAAGAGCCAAAGACAACAAAAGGUCUGCCCCAGACGGCCGUUUGCAACUUGAACAUCACUCUGCCAGCACACAAAAAGGAAACAGAAUCAGAUCAAGAUGACGAGACAGAGAAGACCGACCGCAGACAGAACUUUGUGUCCCUAGCUCUACGUAAGCGCUACAGCUAUCUGACAGAGCCUGGCAUGAAAACAGUUGAACGGAGUGCCACGGCUACGAGAUCCUUGCCCGCCACCUAUUCCUACAAGCCAUUCUUGUCCGCAAGACCCUAUCAGUCAUGGACCACAGCACCCAUCACUGUGCCUGGACAAAGCAAAUCGGGCUUCACGUCCCUCUCCAGCUCGUCUUCUAACACUCCAACCGCUUCCCCAUUAAAGUCCAUCUGGUCGGUUUCCUCUGCUUCGCCGAUCAAAUCCACUCUAGGAGCCUCCACCACAUCUUCCGUUAAAUCCGUUAGUGAUGUAGCUUCUCCAAUUAGAUCCUUUCGGACAAUCUCGCCUAUGAAAACCAUGGUUUCCCAGCCUCCCUAUAAUGUCCAACUCUCUCCCGGUUCCUUUGUCAGAGCUCCUACCGCCACGGAAGCUGCUGGUUUGAAAGGGCUGGUGUCGGCUUCUGGGUUCCCCAUUCGGACAUCUCCUGUGACCACCGCUGGGUCUCUCUUAGAGAGGUCAUCCAUUACCAUGACGCCUCCGGCCUCUCCCAAAUCUAACCUUAACAUGUAUUCUUCAGGCCUGCCAUUUAAGUCCAUCAUUACAUCAGCUUCUCCUCUCUUGUCUUCACCUUUAAAAUCGGUGGUGUCUCCUGCUCAAUCAGCAGUCGAUGCCGUGUCACCUUCUAAAGUCACAGUGGCCGCAUCCCCCGUGAAACACAUGGUUGGGCACACAGAGGUGGCCAUGGUGAACGGAUCCAUAUCACCUUUGAAAUACCCGUCUCCCAUCAGCUUAAUCGGCGGGUCCAAGGCCACAGCUGCCUUUCAAGAGAAGAUGGGGGCGGCAGCUGUUUCGGCAAGCUGUGCCGUUAGAGCAGCCACUGACACAGUUGAGAAAAUGUUACCGACGACUCCUGCAAAGCCAUUUUCUCCACUCAGGUCGCACGUGUCUUCGACUCCAUCCGCCUUUCAGUCCAUGAGAGCUGCUUCUACAGGGGUGCUUUAUACAUCUCUCGGGUCAAUCUCAGCAACUACCUCGUCAGUAACCUCAUCAACUAUCACGGUGCCAGUCUAUUCUGUAGUCAAUGUUUUGUCAGAACCAGCACUCAAGAAGCUCCCCGAGACACCCUCCCUGGCCAAAUCAGCAGCUGCCUUGCUCUCGCCUCUUAAAACAUUGACUACAGAGACAUGCGCACAAUCUCCCUUUAACCGAUCCUCAUCUCCUGUCAAAUCAUCUUUGUUCUUAGCACCCUCUGCCCUUAAGUUGUCCACACCUUCAUCUUUAUCUUCUAGUCAGGAGAUACUAAAAGAUGUGGCCGAGAUGAAAGAGGACCUAAUGAGAAUGACAGCAAUAUUGCAGACAGAUGUAAUGGAGGAGGAGAAGGCGUUCCAGCCAGAACUGACCAAAGAGGGUAGAAUAGAUGAUGAAGAGCCUUUUAAACUUGUUGAGAAAGUCAAAGAGGACCUAGUGAAAGUUAGCGAGAUACUGAAAAAAGAUGUCUGUGUAGAGAAUAAAGCCUCAGUCAAACUCUCUCAGAAUGAUAAAGGACACUCCUCUGAGGAAGAAUGGGUAGAGUUCAGUGCAGGUGAGAUUGAUGAAGCCAGACGCCAGGGCAUGAUCAUCCCUCCUCUGACUAUCCCAGAAAAAGUGCAGCUCAAAGCCAAGGCUGUCUCUGAAAAGGAUUACAACUUGAGCAAAGUAAUUGAUUACCUAACGAAUGACAUUGGCAGUAGCUCCCUGGCGAGUUUCAAGUACAAGUUUGACGACGGGAGAAGGGAGGGGGAAGAGAGGCAGAAAAGGGUCCUAAAACCAGCCAUUGCUCUACAAGAACAUAAACUUAAAAUGCCGCCAGCCUCCGUGAGGCCGUCAACUUCUGAGAAAGAGUUGUGUAAAAUCGCCGAUUCCCUUUUUGGAACGGACAUUGUUUUGGAAUCUCCCGAUGACUUUUCCCAGCACGAUCAAGAUAAAAGCCCUUUGUCCGAUAGCGGCUUCGAGACCAGGAGCGAGAAGACCCCUUCAGCCCCGCAGAGUGCAGAAAGUACAGGGCCAAAGCCCCUUUUCCAUGAGGUGCCCCUCCCCCCCGUGAUCACGGAGACCAGAACUGAAGUGGUGCACGUGAUCCGUAGCUAUGAACCCUCGUCGGGGGGAGAGGCCUCUGAGCCUCACACGGAAGAGCCACCCUCCCCCAAAGUGGUCAGCACCUUUAUGGAGCUGGAGCCCCGGCCCAACGGAGGCUCCCUCAAGGGGAAGGUGAACGCCUUUCAAGUGAAGGCCAGUAGUGAAGACGAGUGUGCCCUGGGUAAAGGUGUCCGUGUAAAAGAAGAGACCCACAUAAGUACCACCACCAGAAUGGUUUACCACAAACCUCCAUGCACUCAGAGCCCUUCGGAGAGAAUUGAGGAAACCAUGUCUGUUCAUGACAUCAUGAAAGCUUUUCAGUCAGGACGGGACCCUUCCAAGGAGCUGGCAGGUCUGUUUGAGCAUAAGUCUUCGGUCUCCCCAGAGGCUGGCAAAUCCACUGAAAUGUCGCCCCAGUCUGCAGAGAAGGACUACAAAAUGAAACCCAAAUUGGAGCGUAUAAUAGAGGUCCAUAUUGAAAAAGGUAAUCAGGCUGAGCCUACUGAAGUCAUUAUUAGAGAAACCAAAAAGCAUCCAGAGAAAGAAAUGUAUAUGUAUCAGAAAGACUUGUCACAAGGGGAUGUGGAAAAGCUGGAGGCCCUCCCUUGUUCGUACGAACAAGGUCAGCCCGAAGAAGAAGAACUGACCGCCGAAGAGUCCUUGCCUUCUUAUUUGGAAUCUUCUAGAGUAAACACUCCUAAUUCCCAGGAAGAAGACAGUCGCCCUAGUUCUGCCCAACUUAUGUCUGAUGACUCGUACAAAACCCUGAAGCUUUUGAGUCAACACUCAGUAGAGUACCAUGACGACGAGUUGUCAGAACUAAGAGGGGAAUCUUACAGGUUUGCUGAGAAAAUGCUUCUCUCAGAAAAGCUAGAUGUGUCUUACUCAGACACCGAGGAGUCAGUUACUGACCAUGUCCCCCCCCUUAGCGCAGACUUUCAGGGGCCUGAUAAACGAUCCAGAGAAAAAGUAGCCCCAGCACCCCCACAAGACCUCCUCACCAAAAUCUCUAAAGAGAUAUCAGAAAAUGGUGUGGGUAAAAUAUCCAAAGACGAUCCUUAUGAGAAAGUGACAGUGUUGCAUUAUUCCGGAGAUGUUAGUAGCCCAAAGCAUGCUAUGUGGAUGCGCUUUGCAGAGAACAGAUUAGACAGAGGUAGAGAAAAGUUGAUGUAUGAAGACAGGGUGGACAGGACGGUUAAGGAGGCCGAAGAAAAGCUGACGGAAGUCUCGCAGUUCUUCCGGGACAAGACAGAGAAACUGAACGAUGAGCUGCAAUCCCCGAAGAAGCAGCAGAGAAAGAAUGGGAGAGAAGCCAGCGUGGGCUUUAGAUCAGCAAGCAGCAGUCCGGAGAAGGUGACUGCUUCUGAGUCACAAAGCGACUGGCCAGGAGGAGGAAGAGGAAUCUGUGCUCAGGAUGGGAAGGGCUGGCCAAAACCCGAGGAGAGGAAGGCAGCCAGUUUGCCCAGCAGCCCAGAGAGGCAGAUUCUCUCUCAGCCGAGUAAGGACUUGAAAGAACCCAAGGGAGCGGCUCAGAAGAGCAAAAUCCCAGAGGCUCUACCAACAGGGUUCCAACUGAAGCAAUCCAAGCUCAGCUCCAUUAGGCUAAAAUUUGAACAGAGCCUGGGCUCCAAAAGUAAGGAGAUGCUUCCAGAGGAGAAAAGGCUGGAUAUACCAUCUAAAAUCCCAGUGAAAAAGUUGCAGGACAGCAAGCUCCCGGUCUAUCAGUUUUACUCCCGAGAAAAACAGGCCAAAGAGAUAGACCUGGUGGAUGGGAACUUAGCAUUGCAAAAGGAACCUCCUGCUGGCUGCUUCCAAGAUGGCCCCAGGGACAAAGGCAAAGUGAUUGAGGAUGCAUCUCCUCCAAAGGUCCCCAAGGCCAAGGAAGAAAUACCAAGCAAGACCAUUUCUGCCUUUGCUGAGCAAAAUGUGAAGGGCUUGGCCUAUGGCGCCAGUGCUGUGCCUGUCCCAGCCAAGGGGCACUGGGAUAAAAAGAUUUAUAGGACAUGGGAAAGCCCUGGGACAUCCUCCCAUACAGCCCAGAAAGAAAAACUUUCCCAUGUGCUUGUGCAAGAUGUAGUCAAAGAAAACCAAAUUGACCCUCUUGAGCCUAAAGAUCUGGCCAAAUCUAGCGAACUGAUCACUGUGACCGAAUAUGAGCAGAAAGUGUCCACAAAUGGAUCAGGUUCUAAGGAGGUGAAGGAAGUGACUGUAAGGUCUCCAUCCAAAAAGGUGCUUUAUAGAGAAUACCUUGUCAGAGAAGGGGACUAUCCAGGGGAAGUGAGGGAUAGGAUUUCAAAGAAAAAAGAAGCAAUGAUGGCACCCCAUAUUCCAGAAAGAGUUUCAGAAGAGAAAAGUAUGUGGGCAGGUGGCAUUCUUGAAGGACAGUCCCCAACUGCACGCCGCGAACUGCCAACUCAAGUGCCCCACAUCAGAAUGGAUAAGGAAAAAGUAGAGGGACAGUUCAAUGUGGCUCAACAAGAGAAAGGGGUAGAAUAUAGUCCAGCCAGUGCCAGGCAACUCAGUUGCUUCCAGUUAAGCGCUCCUCAAGAGGAGGCAGAGUCAUCCCCCAGUAAGACACCCGAUUCCUUAGACGUUAGCCCAAGAAAACUGUCUCCUGCCAAGAAAUUUGAUCUGGUGAAACCGUCCCCUUUAGCAGCAGAGGAAGCAGCAAAGGAGAUAAAAACACUACCUGUUUAUGUCAGUUUUGUUCAGGUAGGGAGGCAGUAUGAAAGAGAGGUGCAGCAGGGAACUAUAAAAAAAAUUGUAAGUCAGGAGAGUAAGACAGUGCAAGAGACGAGAGGGGGAUUUUAUACCACCAGGCAGCAGAAGCAACUCCCCUCCCCCCAAGGUAGUCCAGAGGAUGAUACCUUAGAACAGGUGUCCUUUAUGGACAGUUCUGGGAAAAGCCCCCUAACCCCAGAGACACCAAGCUCAGAGGAAGUGAGUUAUGAGUUUACAUCCAAAACACCUGAUUCACUCAUUGCUUACAUACCCAGCAAGCCGAGCCCAAUCCCUGAGGUGUCGGAGGAGUCAGAGGAGGAGGCCGAAGCCAAAUCCACCUCUGUAAAACAGUCGCCCCGAACUCAGCAAGAGCUGCCCAAUAAUUUGGACAGGGAAUCUAACAAAAGGCCGAAGGGAAACCGAGUGGCCUACAUUGAAUUUCCACCACCUCCUCCAUUAGAUGCUGAUCAUUCAGACCCAGAAAAGCCACGUCCCUCCUCCGAGAGCGACAUGGAGAUGACAGAAGUCAACCUUCAGGAUGAACUGGAGAAACGUCAGCUGGCUGAACCAGUCAUCCGCGUUCAGCCCCCUUCUCCUGUGCCGCCGGCAGAAGAUCUAAGCGACUCCAGUGAUGACGAGUCAUUGUAUCAGCCCGUUCCCAUUAAAAGAUACAUGUUUAAACUGAACGAUGUUGAAGAUGACUGGAAGGAGACCACCACACGCAGAUCAUCUGAAACGAAGCCCAGUGAAUUUGAUUUGGCUCUUGAAUCCCCCCAGAAUGAUGUGGCAUCAAAUGGGAACAAUGACCAGUCAGUUACCGAGUGCUCGAUAGCAACCACCGCAGAAUUCUCCCACGAUACAGAUGCCACCGAAAUUGACUCUCUCGAUGGGUAUGAUCUGCAAGAUGAGGACGAUGGGCUGACCGAGAGUGAUUCUAAGCACGCGUGUCCAGCAGUAGAAACUAAAAAAGAUCUCUGGGUUACUGAAGGCAUCGUGAAACAGACUGAUCGAAGUUUUAGCCAAAGUAAGCUGGAAAUUAUUGAGGAGGAGGAAAAAGUCGGCUCUGAGGAAAAGAAGUCCUUAUCAAAAUGUCCAGCAGCUGAAAAAAACGUGGAUAAGGCUGAACAAAAGUCAGGGGCGCAGUUUUUCACUUUGGAAGGCCGACAUCCUGACAGGACCGUGUUUCCUGAUACGUAUUUCAGUUAUAAAGUAGAUGAAGAGUUUGCCACCCCUUUUAAAACUAUAGCAACCAAGAGCCUAGAUUUUGACCCUUGGUCCAGUAACCGUGGAGAUGAUGAAGUCUUUGAAUCCAAAAGUAGGGACGAUGACCCCAAGCCUUUCGGCCUUGCAGUGGAAGACAGAUCUCCAGCCACCACUCCAGACACGACGCCAGCUAGGACGCCGACAGAUGAAAGUACCCCAACUAGCGAGCCCAAUCCCUUCCCAUUUCAUGAAGGGAAGAUGUUUGAGAUGACUCGCAGUGGUGCAAUUGACAUGAGCAAGAGGGAUUUUGUUGAAGAAAGACUCCAAUUUUUUCAGAUUGGUGAGCAUACUUCUGAAGGGAAGUCAGGGGACAAGGGGGAAGGGGAUAACAAUAAAGUCACUGCCAUCACACAGCCACAGUCAGGGGACAAAACGGUAGAGCAAACCGUAGAGAGAGAAGUAGAAACGCCAACAGUUGAACCUAAGCUCAUCCUCCAGGCCAGUGGAGAUGGCAUGGAAGCAACACCUGGUUGUAGCUCACUGGAGAAAUCAUCCCUGGUGCUUCACGCUUCUAAAGUCGAUCCCAAAUUGCGCACACCGAUUAAAAUGGGCAUUUCGGCUUCCACAAUGACACUGAAGAAAGACACGUCUGGGGAAAUGGCAGAUAAGCUAGAGACGUUGACAUUAGGGACUCAGGGGUUAGACUGCAAAGCUGUAGAGGAGGUUACAGACACAGCUGUGCUUAACCAGACCAGCAGUAGGGAAGCAGAAAAGCAUGAUUUCCCAAAAGAUAAUUUUAAUAACAACAACAAUUUGGACCCAUGCACCACACCUAUCAAUCACCUCACUUGUCCAGUAGUGCUAAAUGAACCCUUUGAGUCCAAGUGUCCCACACAGAAAGCUAAUUCAAUGAAACACCCUUCAGGAAACGGUCCCGGUGCGACCCAAGGAGACUGUAAGCAGAAAAGACCUAGAGAGCAGCAGGCACCCCCCGAAUCAGUCGGGAAUCGAGCACGCUCCCGGCUUCCCAUAAAAGCUAAAGACGCUGUGCUGCACAGCACUAGUGAGACUGGCAGGGGGAGUCAUGUCAGGGAGGCCAAGAGAGUUGACCUAAGGAAGCCGUGCAGCUCUUCUCCACCCAUAGAGGGGAGGUCUAAGAUUCCCAUAAAAAGCACACAGAGGCAUAACUUGGCCUUAGCUAGAAAAAUGCCACCAGCUCAAAAGCAAGGGCAGAUAGAGAGAAGCAAGGCCAACUCUUUUCCUUCUAAAUUACCAUUAAAGGUAAGAUCUACCACCACCACCACUACCACCACCACUGCAGCAGUAGCAGCAGCAGCCGCCGCAACAACUGUUAAAGCAAAGCAAAGUCAGCUUAGGGAGGUAUGUAAACAUUCUAUUGAAUAUUUUAAGGGAAUUAGCGGUGAGGCUUUAAAGCUUGUCGACCGACUAUCUGAUGAACAGAAAAAAAUGCCACCAGGAGUAUCUGAGGAGGAGGAGGAGGAGGAGGAAGAAGAAGAAGAUAGUACCUCAAGAACCACAUCCCUGUCCGAAGCCACUCAAGUUUUCCAGCCUUCCAUUGCAACGAAGCCCGCUAGAGAUAUGAGAACAGAGGCAGCAUCUGUAAAAUCAAAGAUUGAAAAGUCCGACAGUGACAGGAGGAGGAGGAGGAGGAGUAAGAGGAGGACUGGUCCACAGAGCCCAUGCGAACGGACAGACAUAAGGAUGGCAAUUGUGGCUGAUCACCUGGGACUUAGCUGGACAGAACUGGCAAGAGAGCUGAAUUUUUCUGUUGACGAAAUCAAUCAGAUUCGAGUGGAAAACCCAAAUUCUUUAAUUGCUCAGAGCUUCAUGUUGUUAAAAAAAUGGGUUACGAGAGAUGGAAAAAACGCUACAACUGAUGCCUUAACUUCUGUAUUAACAAAAAUCAAUCGGAUUGACAUUGUAACUUUGCUGGAAGGACCAAUAUUUGACUAUGGAAACAUAUCCGGCACCAGAAGUUUUGCAGAUGAAAAUAAUGUUUUCCACGAUAUUGUUGAUGGUUGGCAGAACGAGGCGCCCAGAGUCAAGGUGGAACCGACGUCUUCGGGACGCAGAAUAAGCGGAGAACUGCUGAACCGAUUGGAUGACAGCCCUGGUCAGUGUCGAGAUUCUAUUACCUCAUAUUUCAAAGGGGAAGCGGGAAAGCUGGAGACCAACGGGAACUACUCAGAAUCGACCUCAGAAGCAAAGGCUAAGACUUUUGCCCAGGACUCUGUGAACAGCCUAGGAAAACAGAGCGACAAGGAAACUGUGAAACCAAAAAUGCCAAGCUCUCUCCGAGCUGAGCAGCAAACAAUCUCAUUAACAUGCCACCAGAAAUCCUUGCAAGAGGCAAGCAAGCCAGCAGUUGAUACACCUAAAACCUCUGUGCCUGUUAGCGUGAAGAAGACAAGCUGGAAUAUUUCUGACAGCAGCAAGCCGAGAUCAAAAGCUCAGGAAGACGAUGGGAUAGCGGCUGCGUCGGAACAAAAGAUCCACCUGAGCAAGUUAUUCGUUUUUAUGUUUUAAAACGAGCCAGUAAAAAUGUACCCAAACUGCAUUUAUCAGGAGUUGAGUGAGAGUGACAGUGAGUGUGAGGUUCAGAGUGAUUCCAGUUCAGACGAAGAGCAGAGGAUCGUUACGAGGGUUUAUCGCCGGCGGUUCAUUCUGAAGGGCAAAGAAGCCCGAAACAUUCCAGGUGAAUCGGUCACACGAGAACAGUUCACCGACGAGGAAGGCAACACCGUCACUCGAAAAGUUACCCGGAAAGUAUUAAGACGCCUUGUUGUCCCACACGUGAAAAAACCUAUCAGGGGAGAAGGGUGUAAAGUGAAAAUGAAAAAAGAAGUCCGGCACGCAGAGAAGACAACCUACUCAUAACAGCCAAACAGUGAAUGACUGUGUGCUUUUACUGCCAGUAUUCUAGAGAGAAACUCGAAGACGAAUGAAAUCAACAGGAAUUAUCAAGUCACGGACAAAAGUGUGUGUGUGUGUGUGCGCUCGCGCGCGUCUGUGUGUUUGCUGCUUCCACACAUUAACCGCAUGGUUUUUAUGUGAAGAACACCACAAAAAAAAAAAAAAAAUUAAUUUAGCAUGAGCCAGUUCUACACGAGCAUGGAAAUUCACUUUUAUUCACACCAUCGGAGAGGAUGCAGCGAGAAGUGACGGACACGUUCCAAGGUGCUCCGAGGCGACCGCUUCAAAGGAAGCAACACGAGCCCAUGGCGAAACGGAGGGAUUCCUGUUGCAAGAGAGAUUCAAAUGACACCGGAGAACGGUUCAAACCACAAAAAGGCACUAAAAAUGAUUAAAAUCCACAAUAGCUCGCCUUAUUUUUCUCAGACCCAAAACUGUCAGGGUACUAAAAUACACCUUUGGGGGGGGGUUGUUUUGUUUUCAUUUUUUUUAAAGAAAAAAAGAAGACUAACAUUGCUUGUUUCAUUGUAAAUAACACGAUGUAAAUUCUAAAGAGAAAUAAGAGGAUCCAGGCUGAUCAGGCACUGCCUCCUAGCUCACAAACUGAAUGGUGCGUUUGCAUUGAAAAGAAAAUCAGGGUCUCGGACGGCCGCUAACACCCGCCGAGGUGUAUUCUGGGUGUAUCUUCACAGAUUCUUGUACAUUUAGCGAUGAUAAUGUUUGUAUAUGCAAAAAAAAAAAAAAAAAGGCUAGCUUGAUUUUAAAAAAAAAUCUUUCAAAAUCUCCCGCCAAUUUAAUGAUUCCUAAGAUGGGGAAUUCUGUAGUUCUGUGAAACCAAGGAUUCUCUCCGGAGUACCAAUAUUUUGAUGCAUGCGUUCCGCCUUAUUUUGAUGAACUCUUUUUCCAGUUUUGCAAAUAUAUUAGAUUGUGAGGUGACAGGAUGAGGUCCCGGGGCGCAAUUCAUCAAUCACCGCUGCCAAGGAACCCCUCCUCAUUUCGGCAUGGGUGGGGGGACCGAGGCCGCCUGGACACGGCCCCUGUUGGAGAGCAGGGCUGAUUCUGAGAGCCUAUCCAUAACCUCUAAAGGCAAAGCCCCCCCCCCAUCUAAUAUUUGUUGCUCCUGCCAGUUUUUGCAGUGGGAAUGAUCUCAAACCUAUCGGAAAUCAUAACAUAUACAGUAGUUGCUUUUGGGGAGGUGGGGUGCUACCUGUCCUGCUUUCCACUGGGGGAAAACGCUUGAAGCUUUUGGCAGUUUGGGGUGAUGCUCUUGGGAGCGCUGGUGGGGGAUAUUUUUUAAGAAAAAAAGUGGGGGGAGAGAAAGAAGGAAGAGAAUUUCUUAGCUAACAGAGUGGCAGCACGCUGUAAAAAAAUAUUACUCUAUUGUGUACUGGCUCUUGAGACGUAGAAUCUUUCAGGAAGCCAAUCAUGUGUAAUCAUCCUAGCAGAUUAAUAUUAGGUUGUUAAGGCUGCUGUGUUUUAAAGGGCAUUUUUAUUUGGGGUUUUUUUUUUGGUGAAAUACUUUUAAUUUGUUAAUUAUCUUCAUACGGAAACAGGAUCGGUUGAUAAUAGCUCUAAUUACUUAUGUACGAAAAACAAAAAAAACCCACAAACACUGGAUGAUCUAGUUGAUAAUUUAAGCAUAAAAUAAAUUGUGUUGAAACACUUCAA
Messenger RNA from Protobothrops mucrosquamatus (brown spotted pit viper), 14972 nucleotides. It is a transcript of the gene ANK3, whose product is annotated as ankyrin 3. Gene Ontology annotation, biological process: signal transduction. Lineage: Eukaryota; Metazoa; Chordata; Lepidosauria; Squamata; Viperidae. Gene Ontology annotation, molecular function: protein binding. The record is from RefSeq and is a predicted model, not a curated record.